Sorghum bicolor (sorghum) is the source of this 1859-nucleotide messenger RNA. Its product is annotated as F-box protein At2g05970-like. The transcript has 3 exons. Lineage: Eukaryota; Viridiplantae; Streptophyta; Magnoliopsida; Poales; Poaceae. The record is from RefSeq and is a predicted model, not a curated record. The coding region runs from base 264 to 818 and encodes 184 amino acids. Gene Ontology annotation, molecular function: protein binding.
CCUUGUAUCUUCUAUCCCUCCCUUCCUCCUUCAUCUCUCUGCCUUGGAUUCCUCGCCUGUCAACUUGCGAGGUCGCAACGGAUCUGAUAUUCCCGUACCUUUCUCCCUUCCGCACGUUGUUGAUUUCUUUGUAGAUUGCAUCGUGCUUUGCGGGCUUGAGAUUUGUGAAGAAGCAGCAUCCAGUGUUCUGGAUAAGAAUCAAACGUGAUGGAUCAUUAUUAUUGUAUAUAAGUUUUAGAUGAAUAUUGAUCCACUGCCAUUCCAUGCCUUCAAGGAUGGGGGAAGUGCAAGGCUCACCGUCACCGCCAUGGUCGGACCUCCCUUCGGAGCUCCUCGGCCUGGUGUUCCUCCGCCUCCCCACUCGUGCUGACCGGGCCUUCUUUCAUGCCGUUUGCCGAACGUGGUGCUCCGCGGCGCGACACUGUCGCUUGCCCCCGCCAUCGCCGGUGCCGUGGCUCGUGCUUCCUGACGGCAGCGCCACCAGCUUCCCUCGUGGCGAGACCUUCCAGCUCCCGACCGGCAUGCGCCACCACAACUCUUAUGGCGAGUGGCUUCUCCUGUCACGCAAUGACGGCAGCUGCUUGCUGAUGAACCAGUUCACCAAGGCCACUAUGCCCCUUCCUAGCCUGUCUUCGCACAGCUACUACCAAGAGCCUGUGGGAGGCAACGAAGAUUAUCUGGUUCCUGAGGUGCGAGGCACCUGGUUGGACAACAAAGACAAAGAUGAAAUAUUAGUAACCUCCUUGGUUGUGUGCUCCACGCGCCUCAUCGCUGCCAUAGUUGCUAUUAGGUCUUACAGUACAAUUGCUCUGUGCUGACCAGGGGCUGCUGCAUGGUCAGUGAGAGUACAUGAGGUGUGCAGGUUCUCAGAUAUGGUCUUCUUGCAAGGGAAGAUCUACGCUCUUGACCGCAGCGCCAUGCCCAUGCCUGGGUAUCUUAUUGCUAUAGACAUUGUGGAUGAGUAUGACAGUGAGCCAAGGGUGUCUCGGAUUGAGUGCGUCAUCGAGGGAAUCUCAUUUCCACUCCAAGAAAAGUUCUUCUGGGUGCCUUAUCUCCUUGAAUUCCAUGGCACACUGCUAAUGGUCUGCAAAAAACUUUCCUAUAAAAUAGAGCACCAAUCUGGAAAUUUCUCUAUCAUUUUUGUGGCUGGUGGUAGUGGGUUUGUAGUGUUUGAGGCUAAUCUUGAGCGGCACUUGUGGGCUGAGAUGAAGACUUUGGGGAAUGACCAAGCAUUGUUCCUUGGGCGAGGGUGCUCCAGAGCUGUCCAUGUGUCUCCCUACGAUCUUUCACGGGACUGUAUCUUUUUCCUGGAUGAUUUCACUGGGUAUUGGAAGAAAACAACUACAGCUUGUGAACUGUAUGACAUGAAAGAUGAGAAGAUCUAUUCACCCUUGCCUAUGGUAUCACGUAAGAGUGGAAAAGUUCCUGCAAUCUGGAUAUUCUCACCGGGUGAGAUAGGUAAAGCUGCAAACGGCAGGGGAGAUGGAAUGUGAGGAGGCGGAAGCUUCGAUGCUUAUAUGUGGAGGGACUUGUUCUGCUAACCCCUCUACCACUCUACACGGAGCAGAGCUACUAGAAAAAGGGUUAAAGAAAUAUCUUCAUGUGGCCAUAUUUUCCUAAACAUGCACAAAUGGCUUCGAUGUCAUUCACAUGUGUUUGAUUUGGAUAUUACUAGCUAUUACCUGCAUUAAAAAAACUGACCAGCUUGUUGCAUGAUACUGUCAUUGUUUUUGUGAGCAUGGUAUUUGCUUGAAACACCCGUUCUAGUUAGAAUGUUGUGAUUGUUGUCUACUUUGGCCUUUGGGUAUGAGUGACUGCUUGAACCGUGGUUUCUAAUAUAGUGCUUUUGGUUCAGCGUU